This is a messenger RNA of Scleropages formosus (Asian bonytongue), 2734 nucleotides long. RefSeq names its product WW domain containing transcription regulator 1 (gene wwtr1). NCBI's taxonomy places the organism in Eukaryota, Metazoa, Chordata, Actinopteri, Osteoglossiformes, Osteoglossidae. Gene Ontology annotation, biological process: positive regulation of transcription by RNA polymerase II; hippo signaling. Gene Ontology annotation, molecular function: protein binding; transcription coactivator activity. The record is from RefSeq and is a predicted model, not a curated record. The transcript is spliced from 7 exons. Gene Ontology annotation, cellular component: nucleus; cytoplasm. Bases 719 to 1981 code for a protein of 420 amino acids.
UGAAGUAAAUUUUUAGUGCGGAUGACAGGGCUGUUCUUGAGGAAAGUGUCGGCACUCAAGCCUCAGCGAGGAUCACCGUUCGUCGUACUAAAUCGUGGAGAAACUUUGAGACAAGAGCAGUUAAAAUGAUCGAGUUAAGACCGUUUUAUAUAGUCUGACGGAGGAACGGUUGUGUAACUGCUAACUACUUUCGCGUUUGAAAGUUUCGGGGCGGCGAAAGACGCCGGUCUGAGCGGUACGUGUCGUGUGGCAGCUCCCGGGUCAAUUUGUCGCUUGUGAAGUAACGUGAAACGUUUUUGGGAGUCUUCAUUUCAGCUUUCCUCAGACAAGUGAAGUGAUUUAUUCGUUUCUUUUUCUUUUGUGUGAGGUAUUUUAGUUCGCGUUGCUCAGGAGCACCUCGCAGUUGCCGCCUCUCGCGGCUCAUGAAUAAUUAAAGCGGCGCAAAGUGGAGCUCGCGAAGUUCGGGGCCGCGCGGCGUCGGUGAGGAAACCGGGCUCUCCUCGCUCACCUCUCCCGCGAAGCUCCCGAAAGACGCUCGUUUCAAGUGUUUUCGCUCUGAAACAGAAUUGGGGCAACUUUUCAGAGGGAAGUUUUCGGGGAGGAGGAGGGGGGGGCACCAAAACAAACUUUGUGCAAACUUUCUGAAGAGUGUUGGACUCCCCCCGUCCCUCGCCCCGCACACAGUGAGUGAGUGUGUCGUUUCGCUUCGCCGGGGAAGAUGAGCGAGGACGCGCCGCUGCAGCCGUUCCCGGGACAACAGGUGAUCCGCGUGGCCGAGGACCCCGCCACGGAGCUGGAGGCGCUCUUCCACUCCGUGAUGAACCCGCGGCCGAGCUCCUGGAAGGGUAAAGAUCUGCCCAAGUCCUUCUUCAAGGAGCCCGACUCGGGGUCGCACUCGCGCCAGUCCAGCGUCGACUCGGGAAGCUACCCGGCGCGCCACGUACGCUCGCACUCAUCCCCCGCCUCGCUGCAGCUCGGGGUCGCGGCCACCGCGAGCGCCACCUGCCACCCAAGACACCAGUCGUUCGACGUGGCCGACGAAGGACCGCUGCCGCCGGGAUGGGACAUGGCGUUCACCUCCUCCGGCCAGAGAUACUUCCUCAAUCACAUUGAGAAGACCACCACGUGGCAGGACCCUCGAAAGACGUUGACUGCAGCUACGAGCCACUUGAGCCCCCAAAGGCCAGCCACUUCCACCCUGGUGCAACAGCGUUCGGUGGCCCAGUCGCAACCCAGUCUCGGACCGCUACCUGAAGGAUGGGAGCAAGCAGUCACCCCCCAGGGAGAGACGUACUUCAUUGAUCACAAAACCCAGACCACAUCCUGGCUUGACCCACGCAUGGACCCUCGCAUUAUGGUUCAUCACCAACCUCAACAGCAACUUGCCCAAAACCCCCAGCCUCAGCAGGUAUUGACACAGGCCAUGGUCCCUAGUGGCACUGUUCCCCAGCCAGGACUGCAGCAGCAGGCAACUCAUGCUGGGCUCAUUAGCCUGUCAAACCACAUGAGUACCCAGCAGCAGAAGAAGAUGCGGCUGCAGCGGAUCCAAAUGGAAAGGGAGCGCAUCCGGAUAAGGCAGGAAGAGCUAAUGAGACAGGAGGUGGCGCUCUGCCAACAGCUGCCUAUGGAAUCUGAGAACAUGACACCGCUGUCAACAGCCGUCGUCAACCCUGCUCCAAUGACCCAGGUUUCUAUGGCCUCCACUGGCUCUGACCCAGUCAGUGGACACAUCCACUCCCGGGAACAGAGCACUGACAGUGGCCUGGGCCUGGGGGGUUAUAGCCUUCCCACCACACCUGAGGACUUUCUCAGCAUGGAUGACAUGGAUACAGGCGAGAGUCUCACCCAUGGCAACAUGGGUGUCCCCCAGGCCAACCGAUUCCUAGACUUCCUUGACCUACUGCCUGGCACCGAUGUGGACCUGGGCACGCUGGAGGGAGACCAGCUCAUUCCCAUCCUCAGCGAAGAAGAAUGGUGCUGAGUGGGAGCCUGCCUGCGGCGCACAGAUCCAAGGAUUUUUUUUUUUUUUUUUUUUUUUUUUUUUUGUGCCGCCUUAUUCAGACUGUUUUCCCCCUAAACACAGUCCAUCAGUUUCUUUAAUUGCCUCGAUCUUAUGGAUGAGCCCCUUAAAAUUGAACCAAAACACUAACCAAAGGCUUAUUGUAUGGACUGUUUUACAAAGAGAUGUUUUAGAAAUGGACGAUUUUGUAUAUUGUGGAAUAGCUUAUUUACUACUUAAUGCCCUGUUUGUGAAUAUACGCAUUACAUUGUUAUUCAAGCUGCAUUCCUUUCUGAGAGGGAUCUCUCCAGUUACAGAAAGUGGUUCUCGCAAGGCCUAGUGCUCACAGGAGUAGGUGUGAGCCACUACCACUGGGUGGCGCCCCUGCGCCUGUGGCCCAUGCUAAUUAGGACAAGGACCACUUUUGGUCUCUAGGUGAUCAUCCUCAUUGUUGCAAGAUCAACUCAGAAGCCUUAAGAACAAUUCCCCUUAUUGUGUGACACUACUUUACAAGCUUUAAAACACAGCCUUUUGAGGAAUUUAUACACUUCUUGGAAAAACAUUGGUUUGUUUUUAUGGAAGCCCUUCCAUGUUUGGUAAUUGCAACACUACAGCUGAAUCCUCAGAAGGUGUGCAUAGUUAGUUUUUGUAUUAAGUACUUUUUACUGAAUCCUACAGUAUUUUGCAUACUGUACAAUUGUCCAGGUUACAUUCUUACACAUCUUUAGGAUUUUU